UGUGAAGAACAUUUUUAUCUGCUACUGUAUAAAGAAACUUUUUGUAGAAUGGAAAGGUUCUAUAGACGUUGUUCUUCAUGGAACCAUAAAUGCCAUUAAAAAGCCUUUUAUGUUUAAGAGUGUAAGCCCUUGCAAAUGCACAAUACCCAUAACAAUUUAGAAAGCUGAAGUCAAGCAUGUAGGAAGGCAUCCUUUCAACCUGUCACUUUCAGAUGUCUGCCAUUUCUCUCAAAACAGCCUCCAACCCUGAGGCACUCUAUUUACAUGAGAACUACUGAAGUGAUCAAGAGGGAUUACCCCCGAAUGGCUAAUCCAUCUGGAAACAUGGAUAAUCGUGUUUCUAGACAUGCCCGGCCUGAGCCUGGUAUCACUGGGAUUUCAUUCUAGGAUCACAAUGGUAGAAUGCAUCAUUGGGAAACAGUGUGACACAACCACUGCACCAAACCUUUUAGUUCAAAUUAGACAACAUGUUGAAUGAACAAGAAAAGUCCCAAGAAUAGAUUUGUCCCAGAAAAAAAUACUGAUCCAUGCACACUCAUGCAGUUUACAGUACUAAUAAUAGACAUGAAUCUCAUGUGCUUCUAGGUCUUGGAAAACAAUAAACAGUGGCGGCUGCUGAGGAACCGCAGCGGUCAGUCGGGCUACGUGCCGUGUAAUGUGCUAGAAGAGGUCAAACCAGGAGAGCAGCAGUACAACCGUGCUGCUCUCUUCAACAGUCAGGCUGUGAAUCCUUACAAAGGUAUUUCCGCUGGCCCUGUAAAUCACGCUGAGGUUUUGGAGAUGAAUAAAUCCUCCAGGGAUAAAGAUAACCGCAACCAACAGAAGGAGGUAAAUGAUGAACUGCUGAAGAGGAUAACCGACAAUAAGGCCCAGCCGCCAGCUCGAAACUUUCGGGUGGAACCUUCAACUACAUCCAUGCUUAUCACAUUUGAUUCCCAGCCCUUUGAGGUCCAUGCUUGGCUCAAUGCAAAGGGCUUCUCUAGACCGGUGGUGGAAUGUCUUGGUAUUCUGAACGGGGCUCAACUAUUUUCCCUCAGUAAGGAUGAGCUGAAAGCCGUGUGCGGAGAUGAGGGUUCCCGUGUGUUCAGUCAGAUCACUGUGCAGAAAGCUCAACUAGAGAGGGGUCGUGGGGAUACAGAACUGCAGGAGAUCAUGAGGCGACGACAACAGGAGGUGGAGGGCUCAACCUGGGAAUGAUUACAGUCAAUCAGGCCAUCACUCAUGGCAUUAUUUCAUCACAUUUUCUUCAACGCUUUUGUUCGCCCUACAAUCAACAGCCACCCAGAGGAAUUCAGAACAGAUGGACUAAACAACUCCAGUCAUUAGUGAAGCCCAGUCCAGCCUAUUUCCUUUAUGACCCAUACAAUGUAGUGCUUAACACUCGUGCUUAAACUGAUGAACAUGAAUGCAUUGGGAGUGAAGUCUUUAACCUCCAUUUAUAGAGAGGAAAAUGAUUUUGAUA
This is a messenger RNA of Cyprinus carpio (common carp), 1462 nucleotides long. RefSeq names its product epidermal growth factor receptor kinase substrate 8-like protein 2. The record is from RefSeq and is a predicted model, not a curated record. Gene Ontology annotation, molecular function: actin binding. NCBI's taxonomy places the organism in Eukaryota, Metazoa, Chordata, Actinopteri, Cypriniformes, Cyprinidae. Gene Ontology annotation, cellular component: ruffle membrane; vesicle; plasma membrane. Gene Ontology annotation, biological process: positive regulation of ruffle assembly; Rho protein signal transduction; regulation of Rho protein signal transduction.